Molecule: messenger RNA, 853 nt
Organism: Aphidius gifuensis
Lineage: Eukaryota; Metazoa; Arthropoda; Insecta; Hymenoptera; Braconidae
Gene: Vkor
Product: vitamin K epoxide reductase complex subunit 1
Exons: 3
Coding region: 171-677 (168 amino acids)
Biological process (GO): vitamin K metabolic process; peptidyl-glutamic acid carboxylation
Molecular function (GO): vitamin-K-epoxide reductase (warfarin-sensitive) activity
Source: RefSeq, a predicted model, not a curated record
AAGGUUCAAUAAUCGUAACAUAAUUUCGCGCGCAGCAUAAUUCACAUUGCACCAAACUACCAGUAUAUCCCAAAAAUAUUAAACAAGUAGUACUCAAAAUAAAAAAAGGACAUUGAAUUAUUUAUCAUUUAAUAAUUGUACAUUAAAAUAUAAUUGAAUGAUAAAUAAAAAUGAUACCUACAAGUGGAAAAAUUCAUAAAUUAAAUACUGGACUUGUAACAGCUUGUGUUGUUGGAUUAGCAUUAUCAUAUUAUGCAUACUACGUUGAAACUUCUAAAGAAAAAGAUUCUAAUUAUGAACCAUUGUGUGACAUUAGUGAGCAUGUUAGUUGUACCAAAGCUUUCAUGUCAAAAUAUGGAAAAGGCUAUGGAUUAAUUUCUGAAGAUUCAAUUUUUUAUCUUCCAAAUAGUUUGUAUGGAUUAGGAUUUUAUGGACUCGUUGCAAUAAUCAGUGUUUGUAAUAAAUAUUCUCAUGCGGUUUUUUUACUUAUACUCGCUGUACUUUCAAACAUUGGUACUGUAUACUUGACCUGGAUAUUACACCUACUCAAUGACAUAUGCAUAGUUUGUGUUGGUACCUACACUGUUAAUGCAAUUAUUCUCAUUUUGAGUUAUUCAAAAUAUCGUAUUAUAUCAAAACCAAUUAUUCAAAGAUCAGCCAAAAGAAAAAGACAUUAAUUUUUUUUUUUUCAAUUAUUUAUUUAUUUCAUUUAACAAACAUUUUUAAUAUAUCAUCAACGAACCACUGUAUACGGCUGUGUUAUACAUAAAAAUAAAUAAUAAUAUUCCUUCAAACUUGUAUUUAAUUAAUUUAUUUCUUUUGUUAAAAUAAAAUGUCAUUUUAAAAACAAAAA